CAUAGACACACACAGGAAAGGCUUCUCCUUCUGACUCUCUGUCCCAUCAGUCACUCUACUGCUGGCGUCUCUGUGAGCAUGACUAGGGGAGCUUCUGCGAUGCAGCUGAGCCAGGUGGUGCUGGGUCUGGUGUUGGUGUUCAGCGGGUCCCGGGUGUCUGCUCUGAAGAUCUGCACCUUCAACAUCCAGUCCUUUGGAGAGAAGAAAAUGGAGAAACCUGAGGUGGUGGAGGUCAUUGUAGAUCUGAUCGUUCGUUGUGACAUCAUGCUGGUGAUGGAGAUUAAAGAUGCUGGGGGAAAGGCUUUCCCUCAACUCAUGACUCAGCUCAACAGUCAUUACAUCUCUAAGAAGAACGAGUACAGCUAUGUGAUCAGUGACCGACUGGGACGCAAGUCCUAUAAGGAGCAAUACGCCUUUGUUUACAGAACAAAGCAGGUGACAGUGAAGGAGGUCUACCAGUAUCCAGACACCCAGCCAGGAGACCAGGAUGCAUUCUCCAGGGAGCCCUUUGUCGUCUGGUUCUCAUCCCCAAAAACAGCCGUCCAGGACUUUGUGAUCAUUCCCAUCCACACCACCCCAGAGACAUCUGUCAAGGAGAUUGAUGAGCUGUAUGAUGUGUUUCAGGAUAUAAAGAAGAGGUGGAGCUCAGAGAAUGUGAUCAUCAUGGGGGACUUCAAUGCGGCCUGUGGCUAUGUACCCAAGAAGCAGUGGGGCAGCAUCCGCCUGCGGUCCGACAGCAGCUUCCUGUGGCUAACGGGCGACACCCUUGACACCACUGUGAAGGAGUCCACCGACUGCUCCUACGACAGGAUUGUUCUUCAUGGAGACCAGAUGAUUCAAGCGGUCAACCCAUCCUCCCUGGAUGUGUUCAACUUCAGACAGGCCUACGGACUCAGCGAGUUACAAGCUCUGGCGGUGAGUGACCACUUCCCAGUGUGCAUCACGGUGAAGGCCGCUGCCAGGAAGAGAACGGGAUAAUGUCCUGUCUGUGCCUGGCCUGCCGCUCCUGCUGUUGGUCUAACGCAGCUUUGUUCCAGACCAGCACCAUUAGACCUCCCGUAAAGCUAAAUCGAUUACUCAGGACUUCCACAGCUUUAGCGUCACUGAGCGCCAGUGUUUACCCGUCUCGCAGCAGCCAGAGAUGUGAUCACAUUACAGCGGCCUGCUAGCCACAUGCGUUAUGUUGGACACGGGCCACUGCUUUGCUAAAUCGGUCGCGAUGGGCCCCCCUGCACAGAUGUCAUUUGGCACAGCCACCACAGAAGUCCCUGGGAGUUCCCCAGGACAUGACCUAGUAAAGCUAGAAGACUUAUGGACCCCAGGUCCUCUGCUAACCCAGGCAUUUCCAGACAUUAAUUAGUGUUUAUGCAUAAGUCAUGGUAUUUAUUCAUGGUUUUUAAGUUUUGUCACAAAAUUUGUUUUGGUGCAGUUAUCCAAUGGACCAGCCCACUCAAUGCAUCCACGAUGGAAACCGAUCAUAGUUUGGUCUUUGGUGCUUCACUAAGGCAUGAAAAUACAAUACUACCUCUGAAGAAGGCAAAUAAUUAGUAGUUGAACCCUUUAUCAUAAUUUUGAAGUAAAAUUGAUAAUAGAAGAAGUAUAAUGUUAACUAGCUAGUUAAUGUUGAGGGCAGUACACCUGACUUCAGCUACAGUAGCUAGUUAGUAUUAGCUUUUUAUUUUGACUGACUUUGAUAGUUAUCACAACAUUGUAUCUGUCAAAGUGCAUUUGAGGUAACACUUUAUUUAAGGGGUCCUUGUUAUUUUAAAUAUUCUACCUGGGGAUAUAUGUACUUAUAUAUGCACACAUUACCCAUUCUGACAACAUUGUCUUCAGUCUGAAACAUCUGGAAGAGCAUUUUAGAUCAGACUGUUAACAAACUAGUACUGUACACCACAUAGUACAUGUUCCAUUUGCCUAGGUACAGUGUGAUUACAAGUUGUUACACAGGAUUUAGCUAGUUCAAAAAAAGUAUUUCCUUAGGAGUACUUACUUGUAACUAAUGUGUACUUAUACAGCAAAAUAUUUAUAUAACUUGGUUUAAGUAUGUGGUUACAAGCAUUUAUUGUUACAGGUGUAUUACUACCAAUUACUACCAGUAAAAUGUUAUUACAAUGUAGCAAUGGGUUGUUACACUCAGUUACUACACUUUAACUGUAUACUUGCAUAUGUAAUUACACAGCAACAAGUGGCCCUUAAAAAGAGAUGAUAUGUUUUCAACUAAAUAUCAGCCUACUUGUCAUAUUUCUGAUGGAGUAAUUCAGACGAAACAAUGAUUAACCUGUUUAACGUCAUUAGCACCAUGAACACAACUGCGCCGUCUUCAGAGUGUUAGUGGCCACAGCAAAGACGCGAACGACUAAUGGAGGUGCGAUCCAUGAAUAAGUAAUAGCAGAUGUUAAUGUGCUGAAGAGGAGACCAGACCAACAGCGGCUUGGUCAUUACAAACCACAAGAUCCUGGUGUUGCUAUGAGACCAAUUGUGUCAUGUGACUGAAGGCUAGCAAGCUGAUUGGUGGACUGCCUUGGUUCUGACACCCUAUUCACUAUGAGGUUCACAAGUUAGGACCAAAGCUGUAUGGAAUCUGGUGUAAUGUUACACAAUAUAUGAUGAAUUGGGCGCCAUUUGGGACUAACCCCCUUUGUAAUUGAUGAAGAAAUGUUCCACCACACAGACCUGACCGCCAAUAACCAAAUGUCACUUAUUUUGCUCAACAGUUGUAACCAUCUGUAUACACUUAUCAUAGGUGAUUUUGAAGGAACAUAGUUUAAUGAAAAGUAUCUUACAAGAAAAUAUAUUUUGUAUAAAUCAAACAUACAGUCAAUAUUAAAGUAAGUAAUUUCUCAUCAAGAUGUUUGUAAUAAUAGAGUGUAAAGCCAGCAGUUAUCAUCCAAGGCGAUCAGAUUCAGAGGUACAAUUGAAGAUUCCAUUUCUGGCAUAAAAAGCAUUCUUCACAACUCCUGACCUCCCAUUGGCAGGUGACCUGUACUCCCUUCCAGAAUCACCUGGAAACACACAGAUGCAAAGAACGUUGACAUGUUAACACUCAAAUUUUCCAAAAACACCUUAUUUCCUGUGCAUUGCUUUCUAAUAAAAUUCUCCUCAAAUCCUUUCAGGUGUC
Molecule: messenger RNA, 3121 nt
Organism: Esox lucius (northern pike)
Lineage: Eukaryota; Metazoa; Chordata; Actinopteri; Esociformes; Esocidae
Product: deoxyribonuclease gamma
Exons: 8
Coding region: 79-978 (299 amino acids)
Biological process (GO): DNA catabolic process
Cellular component (GO): nucleus
Molecular function (GO): DNA nuclease activity
Source: RefSeq, a predicted model, not a curated record